AACAAUGGGAGGAACCUUGUUAACUAGAGUUUGGGCUCCAGCUCGAGAUGUCGUGCACAACUCAGCGCAUUUUACGCACGGUGACUGACCACAACAAGCCAGCGGGCACGUUACGUAAGCGCGCAGCCACAGCAGGCAUUUAAACAGAGUCUGUGGAGCUCCAGCGAGAAAACUUUUCCUCUGCUGCUGAAGCCUCAGUCCGACACCAGCGUGUCUCCACCCGCUCUCUGCACACCUGUCUCCACCAUCCAGACAUGUCCUCCUACAACAACAGCGCGUGUUUCAGCGAGGCCACGAGGGUCGCUAUUUUCGGUGGCACGCACGGGAACGAGAUGUCAGGCGUGACGCUCGUGAACCUGUGGAUGAAGAACAGCGCCGAGGUACAGAGGAAGAGGGUCGAGACCAAACCCUUCAUCACCAACCCGAAGGCUGUGGAGAAGUGCACCAGAUAUGUGGACACGGACCUGAACCGAGCCUUCACCCCGGAGAACCUCAGUGCCCCGGGUGGAGAUGGCUUGCCCUACGAGGUUCAGAGAGCCCAGGAGAUCAACAGGAUAUUCGGACCUAAAGGAAGCCCAGAGGCCUACGAUGUGAUCUUUGACCUCCACAACACGACGUCCAACAUGGGCUGCACUCUGAUUCUGGAAAGCUCCAAAGACCACUUCAAUCUGCAGAUGAUGAACUACAUCAAGAAAGCCAUCGCUCCGGCCAGUUGUCUUGUUCUGCUGAAUGAACACCCUCUUCUGAAAUAUUCCACUUCACGCUCUGUGGCCAAGCACCCUGUGGGUCUGGAAGUGGGUCCUCAGCCUCAGGGUGUACUGAGGAGCAACAUCUUUGAAGCUAUGAGGGUGAUACUGAAACACGCCCUGGACUUCAUCGAACUGUUUAAUGAAGGCAUGGAGUUCCCUCCCUGUACGGUGGAGGUGUUCCGGGUCUCAGAGAGGAUCGACUACCCCAGAGAUGCCAACGGAAACAUCAUUGCCAUGGUGCACCCCAAUCUGCAGGACGGCGACUGGGAGCCGCUGAACCCCGGUGACCCUAUGUUCCAAACGUUUGACGGAAAGACCAUCCACUACCAGGGCUCCGGCACCGUCUAUCCCACUUUUAUUAAUGAGGCAGCCUAUUAUGAAAAACAACAGGCGUUUGUAACCACCAGGCGAGAAACCUUGGUAGCAAGUGCCAUCAGAAAAGCAUGAAAACCGCUCUGUGAGGCUAAUGGCGAUCGUUAAUAUAUGUUAGCCACAGCAACAAUCUGUGUAUAGAUGUUGCACUUUGUUCUGUUAGAAACCGAACAGACUCUGCUCACAUAAUGACUAGAUACCAUCUUUUACACACUGAUUUCAUUUUUUAUGCAUUUACUAUCAGAAAAUCAAUUAACUAUGCAAAGAAUAUUUGUGGAGGCUUUGCAAGAGUCACUGUGAAAGUCUUUGAUCUGAAGACUGAUAUAUUGUUGUGGUAAGUAUUUACAAUACUGUUCUUAUUUAAAAAUCUAUUUACAUUACAUCAACUAAGUUUUUAUAAUAUUAAAGGCCAGGCCUGAUCAUUGAAGGCUUAUAAAUCAUUAUACAAGUUUCCUACUGCUGCUCAGGAAGGCCGUUGAGGAUCAUAACCUGCAACUUUUGACCCAAAACUGUAGUUGUUUGUCUUCCUCUGAAAAUAUAUUUGUAACAUCUUUAGCAGGGUGUUUGUGGCCUUUGAUACGACCUACCUGUAACUCUAGUGGUUGCAUCCGUGGUGCUGUCCUAUUGUUGCCUUAAUGGAGAUUUCUGACAAAACUGCACAGCAAACAUGGGGAGGAAUUUGUAGAUUAUAUGUGUUGAAUAACAAGACAUUAUUUUGAUAAGAAAUUGUAUAUGUCCAAAUGGGAUGCAGUUUGAAACGUGUUUUAUAAUAAUAUAUUUGUGUCUAUUUUGAUAUACUUGUACUGUAUGUUUGGUUUUAAGUGAUGUAUAGGAUUUGUUGAAUCACGGGAAAGCAUAUGUACUUUCUAAUGUUUUUACGUCUUUGUUGUCUCAAAGUGCGUCGCUGUGGUCUUACAGUAAUUCCUUUUUCAUUCAGCAAUAUUUUUGGUAGCACCAUUUAUAUGAUUAGUGAAGCUCACUGUCCUUGAAGUCCUGUGGAAAUGAUCCAAUCAAUAAAUGUAGUA
Molecule: messenger RNA, 2146 nt
Organism: Seriola dumerili (greater amberjack)
Lineage: Eukaryota; Metazoa; Chordata; Actinopteri; Carangiformes; Carangidae
Gene: aspa
Product: aspartoacylase
Exons: 6
Coding region: 255-1196 (313 amino acids)
Molecular function (GO): hydrolase activity, acting on ester bonds; hydrolase activity, acting on carbon-nitrogen (but not peptide) bonds, in linear amides
Source: RefSeq, a predicted model, not a curated record